This is a messenger RNA of Ostrinia furnacalis (Asian corn borer), 1526 nucleotides long. It is a transcript of the gene La, whose product is annotated as La autoantigen-like. Gene Ontology annotation, molecular function: mRNA binding. The transcript is spliced from 7 exons. Gene Ontology annotation, biological process: positive regulation of translation; tRNA processing. Gene Ontology annotation, cellular component: nucleus; ribonucleoprotein complex; cytosol. The record is from RefSeq and is a predicted model, not a curated record. Bases 197 to 1318 code for a protein of 373 amino acids. NCBI's taxonomy places the organism in Eukaryota, Metazoa, Arthropoda, Insecta, Lepidoptera, Crambidae.
CCCUCCCACUUCUUCGUUCCUUUCGUUCGCGCCGGUCGCGUGGUGUAAAAUUCUUCAAUUUACAACACGUGUUGUUUUUGUGAAAAUUCUGAAUCAGGGACAGACGCAGUGCGGAAUUUUAGUGUUUUAACGCUGGAGGCACACUCUUCUCUUAAUCUUAUCGUAUUUUGAUUCCCGUGAGUAUUCCGAAGCCAACAUGACUGAGGAGAAAGAAGUAGCCGUGGAGAACGGCCAAGAAAAUAAGGAGACGAAAGAAGUGGACAGCGAAUUGGAGAGCGCCAUAAUCCGGCAAGUGGAGUACUACUUCAGUGAUGCCAAUUUGCCGCGUGAUAAGUUCCUGCGGGAGCAGGUGAAGCUGGACGAUGGCUGGGUGCCGCUGGACGUGCUCACCAGGUUCAACCGUCUCGCCAAACUGUCCACCGACACAGAUCUCAUAGCCAACGUCUUGAACAACUCUACCUCAGGGCUCUUGGAGGUUUCAGAGGACAACAAGAAAAUUCGUCGUAACCCUGAGCUUCCCAUCCCAGAGAUGAACGAAGAGCGUCGCAAGGAGAUGACAGCUCGUACAAUUUACGCUAAAGGUUUUCCCAAAGAAGCCCUUCUGGACGACAUCCUCAAGUAUUUCAAGCAGUUCGAAGAAGUAGAGAAUGUUAUCAUGAGGAAAUAUCUGGAGAGGUCUACCAAACGUCGCCUCUUUAAGGGAUCUGUGUUUGCCACAUUCAAAACUAAAGAUCAGGCUACUAAGUUCAUGGAGACAAAGGAUUUGAAAUAUGAAGAGACUCCAUUGAUCACCUUCUGGCAAGACGAAUAUCUGCAGCAGAAGCAGGAGGAAUACCAGGCCAAGAAGGACAAGCGCGAUAAGAAACACAAGGACAAAGAAGAAAAAGAUGAUUUCAAGUUGCCAACGGGAACAGUGUUCCACUUCAGUGAGGGUGCAGAUACCAUGAAGAGAGAAGAUGUAAAAGAAGCUUUGGUGAAAUUAGGUGCUGAAGUAGCAUACAUCGACUUCAAAGUAGGCGAUACUGAAGGUUGGGUACGUUUAGCUAAAGAGAAUUCUGCAAAAGAAAUUGCAGAGAAAAUUACUGACGGCAAGAUCAAAAUAGGAGAAAAGGAUGUUGUAUUCAAGAUUUUGGAAGGUGAUGAGGAAACAGAGUACCUAACAAAAACUGUUGAAGAAAUGGUAAAACGGCGCAAGAAUCAGAAAAACAAUAGCAGGCAAAAUAAGGGCAAGAACAAGGGAGGCUACAAACAAGGAAGGAAGCGUCGACAGGAUCAGAAUGACGAUGGACCCCCGUCUAAAGUGAAGGCUGAUAGUUAGUCAUAGUUAUAAGCUAAAAUAUUUUUUACAAAUUAUAAAGUACAGCUAAUUUCUUAUAGACUGUACUAUUGUUACAUUUAAGACAUUUGUUUAUCUACUUGACCCAUGGAAAUGUCAUUAAACUUAAUCCUGCAUCAGCAACUAAAUUUUUUCUACUAGUAAUGUAGAUCUAUGUUUUUUGCCUAAUAAUGUAUGGUUACUAUAGGAU